Molecule: messenger RNA, 1299 nt
Organism: Lachancea lanzarotensis
Lineage: Eukaryota; Fungi; Ascomycota; Saccharomycetes; Saccharomycetales; Saccharomycetaceae
Product: LALA0S03e08592g1_1
Exons: 1
Coding region: 1-1299 (432 amino acids)
Biological process (GO): cellular response to oxidative stress; protein phosphorylation
Molecular function (GO): calcium/calmodulin-dependent protein kinase activity; ATP binding
Source: RefSeq, a predicted model, not a curated record
AUGGGAGAUAGGCCCAGUGUAUCGCCAGGAAAACCUAAAGAACCGGAUCAAGUAGAAGGACAUACUUUCAAGAAGUUUUUCAACAAGAUCAGUGGGAAUCCUAACUCGUACGUCAACAAAGUGGAUUACGUAUUUGGUCGCACUUUGGGAGCAGGUGCAUUCGGAGUAGUCAGACAAGCCAGAAAAGUCUCCACCGGUGAAAAUGUAGCGGUUAAGAUCCUUUUGAAAAAGGCACUCACGGGAAAUGACGUCCAAAUGCAAAUGCUGUACGAUGAACUUUCGAUUUUGCAAAAACUGGACCAUCCAAAUAUCGUCAAGUUCAGAGAUUGGUUCGAGUCUAAAGAUAAGUUUUACAUUGUGAUUCAGCUCGCCACGGGUGGUGAACUAUUUGAUCGAAUCUUACAAAAGGGUAAAUUUACGGAAAGCGAUGCUGCUACCAUCGUUUACCAAAUUUUGAAAGCCGUGGAAUACUUACAUUCUCGCAACAUUGUACAUCGUGAUUUGAAGCCCGAAAACCUACUGUAUCUGACGAAAGAAGCAGAUUCACCGCUGGUGUUGAGUGAUUUCGGAAUCGCCAGAGAACUUAACAGUGACGACGAGCUGAUACGCAAGGCUGCAGGCUCCAUGGGGUAUGUUGCGCCCGAAGUGCUUACUACGGAGGGCCACGGUAAACCCUGCGAUGUCUGGUCAUUAGGGGUCGUCACAUAUACUUUAUUGUGUGGAUACUCACCAUUUGUGGCGGAAAGUGUUGAAGGAUUUCUGGAGGAAUGCACCAGCGGGAGAUAUCCGGUAACUUUCCAUAAGCCAUACUGGUCAAGUAUAUCUGAGGAAGCCCAGGAUUUCAUCCUUCAGGCUCUGACCGUUGACCCUUUGAGAAGACCAACGGCUGUGAAGCUGUUAGAGCACCCAUGGAUCGCUGGGAAGACUACGAAGACUGAUAAUCUGUUGCCUGUUAUCAAGAAGGAGUUCAAUGCUCGGAGGAAGUUCCGUGAAGCUGUUGAGAUUGUUAAACUAAACAAUAGAAUCAAAAAGCUCAAACAGUUGUACUCCACUGGUGAAGAGGACUUGGAUAUUGAGGAAAACUCCGCGUCUAACGUUCUACAUGCCUCCAUGGCCAAAUUGGCACUUGAUGGUGGCAAUGUUGGUCAAGACAAAGAAGAUUCGCAACGUUUAAAGUCAACUUUGACGCAGGAUGCGUUUGCUCAAAUUGUUAAGGCGGCAACACAAAAUAAAGACCGCAUAAGGAAUUACAAGGAGGAUGGCUUGAACGAAGAGAUCUCUGAUCAAAGCGAACUGUAG